AUGGAAUGGCGAUUGAUGCCGAUGAAAAUGAAGUACCCCGAAGUCGUCGUCUCCAAACCCUUCAUUGCCCUCAACAAAUCCCCCCAAUUAGUUUUCACCUACCUCCGUCGCCACUCUCCCACCAGCUCCUCCCUAUUGAUUCGUCGCGACAUAAACCAAACCGUCCUCUCUCUCCACCUGUACCCACGUAGAGGGAGGAAAGGAAAAAUUGAAAUGAACGUCGCAAUCACAAAGGGAAAUUAUGGGGUAAAAAGAACGAUGGUUGCUUCCUCGACAGCAGCGAGCAUCACUCCUCCGAGUCAGGUCCCAUGCCCGGCAGCGCCGCCGUUGCCUCCUCCUCUGUACAGCAGGCAAUUGGAAUGGGGGAAGGAUUGCUCAAAACUCGACAAAACCGAAAGGGAAGUAGGGAUUAGGGAAGGGGGUUCGAUUUGGGAUGACUAA
Linum trigynum is the source of this 441-nucleotide messenger RNA. The record is from the annotation of a GenBank genome assembly. NCBI's taxonomy places the organism in Eukaryota, Viridiplantae, Streptophyta, Magnoliopsida, Malpighiales, Linaceae.